Messenger RNA from Saccostrea cuccullata (small rock oyster), 1048 nucleotides. RefSeq lists its product as uncharacterized. Lineage: Eukaryota; Metazoa; Mollusca; Bivalvia; Ostreida; Ostreidae. The transcript is spliced from 3 exons. The record is from RefSeq and is a predicted model, not a curated record. Bases 1 to 606 code for a protein of 201 amino acids.
AUGCUUUUUCCUAGCCGUUGUGCUCAGGUGCGGAAGUCCAUCAGGCAGCAGAGGGUGGGGGCUGGAGAUGGUCUCCAGCAGACAGAGGAGAUGGCACUGCCUUCUCACCAUCUUGUGCUUGAUCUUCCUGAGGAGGAGCUUGAACAAACUGAAGAGGUGGCAUCGCCGUCUUGUCAGUCUGUGAUAGCUCACCCUCAGGAGGAUGCUGUACAGGAUGAGGGGAUUGCAGCGCCAGCUCCCAAGCCUGUGAUUGAUCUUCCAGAGAUGGAGCUUGAACAAACUAAGGUGAUGGCCGUGCCAUCCUCUCAGUUUGUAAUAGUUCCCUCUCAGAAAGAUCAUGGCUUUGCAUGGGCCUGGGAGAUGGUAUCGCUAUCUUCUCUGGCUGCUGGAGAACAUCCUUCCUGGCUUCCAUUUCGAUGCUGGCCGCCGCUGGAAGUGAUUCCCCAGGAUCAGCCACCACCAGAGGGGAAGUCAGACAUUGGACGCAUCAUUACGGCUACGGACUGUUUGGAGUGGAUGUUAGGGAUUGGGACUUUCUUUCUGUUUUAUCUCAUCUGCACACCAUGUCUGUCACAGCAGUCUCGCCUCAGUCCAGCUAGAGUCUGAAGUAAGUGAUUUCUUUGUCACUUCAGUAUUAUAUAUUUACAUGAUUGGUGGUGGGUUUUUUCUCUUUGUUAAGCUCACCUCAACACUCUUACAGAGCUUACAUUAUACUUGUAGCAUUUUGCGUUAUAUUUAGCUGUUGAUGUUCGAUAACCUACCGUUACAUGAGAUCUCGGUGUUUAAGGUCUCAUCCGGAAACGCGUUGAUUUUCACUUUUGAUGCCGGGUGCUUUGUGAAUGAACAGUCACUUAACCUUUGUUUACACCUUACAUUUGACGCGGCGCAGCGAACGAGAAUCGAACCUUCGAUCACGAAGUGGCUGUCUUCCUGUAUGAUCCGUCUACUGUGUUUCAUUUCACUCUGACUGUAUGUGCCUUACUUAACGUUUAAUGGGUUGAGGUGAGCAAGGUAAUCUUUGAUUACCUAUGUAUAUUUUCAUAUAUAA